Daldinia decipiens is the source of this 3996-nucleotide messenger RNA. Its product is annotated as S-adenosyl-L-methionine-dependent methyltransferase. The record is from RefSeq and is a predicted model, not a curated record. Lineage: Eukaryota; Fungi; Ascomycota; Sordariomycetes; Xylariales; Hypoxylaceae. Bases 1 to 3864 code for a protein of 1287 amino acids. The transcript has a single exon. Gene Ontology annotation, cellular component: nucleus. Gene Ontology annotation, molecular function: methyltransferase activity; chromatin binding.
AUGGAUAUAGACGAGCAAGACCUUUACAAUUGGCAACGCCUCACAGUUCCUGACCAGCCCGCUGAUUUAUUUUCAACGCCUGACUUGGGCCAUGGUCAAACGUUACUUAAGCCCCAGGCGCCACCUUUAUAUCAUGCGGUUAUCUUAAGCAUCGAAGAAGAUGACGCAAGUGGCUUGAGAGACGACUUAUCCAAUACAUACAAUCAUAGAUCCGGAUCAGAUAAAAUCGACAAUAAUUAUUCAUACCAACAACUGCAGGCUGGUACUACGAGGUUAGAUACGUCCUCUAGCGAGUUGGAGGCAAACCCUUACGAAGGCUGGGAAACAGCUCCGGAUUUACCAAUUACAAAUACGCCCAGAGAGAGACCUAUUACCGUAGAAAUUCCCCAGUCGACCUUAACCCAACCAAAAUCUCUCUUCCAGGGUUAUAUUCCACCUGCCACCCCGAUUAAGGAACCAGACGCAUUGACAAUACUAUUUGAAGCCACAAAGGCUCGUCAGCCUCUCGAAGGCUACGUCGAGUUCGAUCUGCAUGGUUUUUCCAUAUACCUCGACUCUGAGCUCUACCCUUAUGAGCUGAGGUCUCUGCAACACCUCGCAACUCGACAAUUUUCUGAUCAUUUCUAUUUUGAUGGAGUCCUUGGAUGUGGCGAACAUCGUUUUUUUCUUAAGAAGAUACCCUUCCGGCAACUCCCUAUUGGGAAUUAUGGGAACGAGGAACCUACCGUGGGCGACCAAAUCUGGAUACGCUCGGAACAUAAUGAAAAGAGAAACCACGAAAUUUAUUACAAGUUAAGAGCCCCAUCAAUCGAGUACGUAAGAUUCCACCAGCCAUUCCUCUGGAUCGUUGACCUUACUAAGCAUGUGCUUGACUAUUGCGACUACUUGAAGCAGAACGGCCGUAGGGCUGUUUUGUAUGACUUUGAAUCGGACUUCAGCAUAUGGGCCCUACAAAACCAUGGGAAAUCGGCAGCGUUUAAACGAUGGCAUGCCGCUAACCGGAGUAGCGACUUUCGGGGAGCCAUCAUCGCCAAUGUGGAAUUUAUCUGGAAAGAAGCCCAUGGUUUAGAUUCAAAAAUUGUUUCGUGGCAUGGAUUUUGGGCUGAGAUCAAAACGUUAAACCGGUAUAAACCGAAUCUCGAGAUAGGCCAAGCAACAUCGGACGAUAGUAAUAUAGUGGACUGCAGACCUCCCUUUGCAAAGCUGAGAAAAAACGGCCCAGUGUCUCCGACAAUUGUGACACCGUACGUCCAUGAUCUUUUCUCUCAUAUGACAUUUGGUAACGUGCUUAAAGAAGUAAGCCCGUCGGCUUCAAUCGAGAGAAAGCGAGCAGCUUUCGUAGAGACCAGUCGUCCGAACGAGAAGACGAGCCUACCUGCGGUCAAGCGGAACGCGUAUGAUCAUGCCUCAUUUAUUGCUUCGAUUAGGGAGGGAGAUGUCAUAUCUACCAGGCCAGAUGAUGAGAACACUGAUACAGAAUGGAAGCAACAAAAAUCAAAGCAUUGCGAAGGGGAACAUUUGUGGUUUGGUCUAGUGCAGAAAAUCCACCGAUCGCCAAAAGGGGGGUGUUCUUUUGAUGUAAUCUGGCUGUAUCAACCGAUCGACACCCCCUGCGGCAUCAUGAAGUAUCCCUGGAAUAAUGAACUCUUCUUAUCGAACAAUUGCACGUGUCAUCACGGUACAGCAAGGGUACAAGAAGAUCAGAUUCUCUCCACGCAUGGUGUCGAAUGGUUUGGGAAUCCCUCCACGACGGCGGAGUUCUUCGUUCGUCAGACCUAUCUCUCUGAUGAUUGCCGAUGGACUACUCUGAAGACAGAACACCUUACGUGUGAGGAGGAUAGGUUUCAUAAGAAGAUAUCUUACAAUAUUGGAGAUGCCGUCCUCGUUGAAACCGACCCGAAAGCACUGCUGCUAGAGACAUUCAUCGUGGAAGGAUUCUUCGACGAGGGCAAGAAGCAUUACGUUAGAUUAAGGAGACUUCUGCGAAGGAGAGAUGUCGAUAAAGUAGCUUCUAACUCGCCCCCUAAUGAACUCGUUUACACGAACCAACUUGUGGAGAUUUCUUCUCGUAGGAUCUUUCGACAUUGCCUAGUCAGGGCAUUCCGGUCCGAGGAAAACAUACCCAGACCCUACGAUUUUAAUGGGACUGGCGACCUCUUCUUUAUGACACAUCAAGAAAUCGAGACUGAAAAGGGCCAAUUGGCUUAUGUUCCCCUCGAUAUGAACCUAGUGCACGGUUUACGGAUGGGGUUCGACCCCUCUCAGGGACAUAAAUCACAGAAACUACAAGGUCUUGAUCUGUUCUGCGGCGGCGGGAAUUUCGGGCGCGGCCUGGAAGACGGCGGCGCUAUUGAAAUGCGCUGGGUUAACGAUAUCUGGCAUGAGGCUAUUCAUACGUAUAUGGCGAACUGCAAGCCAGACACAUGCACCCCCUUUUUGGGAUCUGUUGAUGACCUCCUACUUCAAGCAAUGCAGGGUAACAACAGCAAAGUGCCUCAGCCUGGAGAUGUCCAGUUCAUUUCAGCCGGCUCACCUUGCCCGGGAUUUUCUAUGUUAACGCCGGAUAGGACCACCAAUGACCAACGAAAAAACCAGUCUCUUGUUGCGUCUUUCGCAUCUUAUGUUGACUUGUACCGCCCGUACUACGGAAUCCUGGAGAAUGUACCGCAAAUGGUAAAUUCGAGGAAUUUCCGUGACACGUGCGUCUUCUCCCAACUUGUCUGCGCGCUUGUCGGCCUGGGUUAUCAGGUCCAAGUUAUGUUCCUAGACGCGUGGUCGUUUGGUGCGCCGCAGUCUCGUAGCCGGGUAUUUCUUGUCUUCAGCGCCCCUGGUUUCCGAAUGCCCAAAGUCCCGGCGCCGUCGCAUUCGCAUCCACCGGGUACGCAUCUAACAAAGCUGGGCGAAAUGUCUUGCGGGCGACCCUUCGAUAGUAGGAUACUAUUGUCAACCCCGUUUAGAUACGUGAAUGCUAGGGAGUCCACUGCAGAUUUGCCUGAUAUUCGAGACGCAAAACCGGAUUUCUGUGUCGGCUUUCCGGACCAUCGGCUUUCAAUUGGCUUUACGCCUCCUAUGAGAAAACAGCUAUCCCUUAUUCCCAUUCACCCGUGGGGCAUGAACUUCAGCAAAGCCUGGCAUGGUCGACCCGAUAUGCCUCCCGUGAUGAGUGAGUCGGAUCGCUAUCACCUAUAUCCUCCUGCGCCUUCAGACAGGGUAAUGAGGCCGUCUAGGGGCUGGGGCCGUAUUCAUCCAAACGGCUUAUUUGGUACUAUCGCUACAAGAUGUCCACCGACGGAUGCUCGCAUAGGCACUAUAAAUCACUGGGAACAAAGCCGUCCGCUGACCGUUCUAGAAAUCAGGCGCGCGCAGGGCUUCCCUGAUGAUGAGCUAAUUGUUGGUCCGCCAGUUACUCAAUGGCGCAUUGUCGGCAACAGUGUCGCUCGGCAGGUAUCGGUGGCUCUUGGCCUCGCCGUCCGAGAGGCUUGGUACGGAACCCUCUUCGAUGAGCCGCAUAUCCCACAGACCGGAAUAGCUUCAGUUAUAGAAAGACCGUUGUCUAUGGUCGAGGAUAAAUCAUCGCUCGACUUUUCCACGUUCAAGGACAAUUUAGAAGAAGUCAGGGAACCCGGGAUAGACUCGCCAGGCUCCACUAUACCCUCCGAGGAUCUUCUGCUGGCAUCUAUCUCUCUUCAGAACUCUCUCCCACCAACCCCUAUAACAACGGGGUCGGUUGGGUUUUCUGACAGUGAAGGAAGUAGUCGAAAGAGACCGUCGCUACCUGUUAAGAUUCUGGCUAAGAGACAGCGGCUCUGCACUGGCUAUAGAGAGGUAGUAGAGAAAUCCCUCGCAAUUAAAUAUUUAGAAUGAUAUUAACAUCAUUUCCCAUGGCUACUUACUUAGCUUUAGAGACACUGUUGUGCGGACUACCGAGUCGUAUUCUUAUAUCUAAUUUAAGCAUGUAGUAGCAUACCUUGGGAGUGAGACGCCUAUUUUACAAUA